This is a messenger RNA of Coregonus sp. 'balchen', 3918 nucleotides long. The record is from the annotation of a GenBank genome assembly. Lineage: Eukaryota; Metazoa; Chordata; Actinopteri; Salmoniformes; Salmonidae.
GCAGACGCUGGCUGGCCUGGACUGGCCCUGGGACUCGUGGUGGUGGUUCACCCCCAGGCGCCGGGCCUCCACCAGGCCUCCGGGGCUCUGUAGCAGCUUAGACCUCUGCAGGGCCACACUAUAGUCGGGUGGCCGCAAGUGGGGGAGCCGUUGGGGAGCUCCAUCCCGUCCAUUAACCAGGGUGAGGCCCUGGUAUCCUGGAGGGGUGGGGGGAGGUCCCCUGUACCUAUCGUCCUUGGUGGGAGAGGUUACACAAUACACUGGCCACCAGGAAUGGGGGAGGAGACAGGGGAGGGAGGUGUGACAGUGAUGAAGUGGGGAGGGAGGGAAGGAGGGAGAAAAGAAACAAAAAUGGAGAAAAUAAAUCAAUGAGAUGUUUCAGCACCACUAUGUAGCUACUAAACCACUGACAUAAAGAGAUAGACAGGCAGGUGGUUGGUGUGUGAGAUGAAUGGCAGCAGCAGAUUUGGCCUGUUCUAUACUGUACUGUACUAUACUGUACUAUACUGUACUAUACUGCUCUUCAAUAGGGCCAGGACAAUACCAGUAUCGCGAUACUCGUUAAUAUCGUAACAAGGAAACAAAACACAAAGCAGAUUUAACUUCUUUAGGAAAACAGCCCUAAUGUUGGAAACAAACGUGUUGUCAUCCAGAGUCACAUUAAUUUAUUUUCCAAGCUACAGCACAAUAUUUUACAUACAACAUGUUUUUAAAAGGACCAAAGAGUGUGGUCUGCUUUGUGUUUUUUAGAUUUGCAAUGGAAAACAUAUAGUGAUACUGGUAUUGUCCCGGACCUACUUUUUAAUCCUCCUGUCCAUCCAGUCAGAGGACGAUACAUAGGCUUCGUCCCAAAUGGCACCCUGUGCAUUCCUUUUGACCAGAGCCCAAUGGGCCCUGGUCAAAAGUAGUGCAUUAAAUAAGGAGUAUAUAGGAAACCCUGGUCAAAAGUAGUGCACUUUAUAGGGAAUAGGGUGCCAUUUGGGACACAUCCAUUAUUGCUGUGCUCUGCUCCAUUACAGAACACCGUCUCUGCUCCAUUACAGAACACCGUCUCUGCUCCAUUACAGAACACCGUCUCUGCUCCAUUACAGAACACCGUCUCUGCUCCAUUACAGAACACCGUCUCUGCUCCAUUACAGAACACCGUCUCUGCUCCAUUACAGAACACCGUCUCUGCUCCAUUACAGAACACCGUCUCUGCUCCAUUACAGAACACCGUCUCUGCUCCAUUACAGAACACCGUCUCUGCUCAUUACAGAACACCGUUCUGCUCCAUUACAGAACACCGUCUCUGCUCCAUUACAGAACACCGUCUCUGCUCCAUUACAGAACACAGUCUCGUGCUCCAUUACAGAACACCGUCUCUGCUCCUUACAGAACCCCACCGUCUCUGCUCCAUUACAGAAACACCGUCUCCGCUGCAUUACAGAACCCAGUCUCCGCUGCAUUACAAGAACACCGUCUCCGCUCCAUACAGAACACCGUCUCCGCUCCAUUACAGAACACCGUCUCCGCUGCAUUACAGAACACCGUCUCCGCUGCAUUACAGAACACCGUCUCCGCUGCAUUACAGAACACAGUCUCCGCUGCAUUACAGAACACAGUCUCCGCUGCAUUACAGAACACAGUCUCCGCUGCAUUACAGAACACUGUCUCCGCUGCAUUACACUGUCUCCGCUGCAUUACAGAACACAGUCUCCGCUGCAUUACACCCGUCUCCGCUGCAUACAGAACACCGUCUCCGCUGCAAACCCCCUUACAGAACACCGUCUCCGCUGCAUUACAGAACACCGUCUCCGCUGCAUUACAGAACACAGUCUCCGCUGCAUUACACUGUCUCCGCUGCAUUACAGAACACAGUCUCUGCUGCAUUACAGAACACCGUCUCCGCUCCAUUACAGAACACCGUCUCCGCUGCAUUACAGAACACCGUCUCCGCUGCAUUACAGAACACAGUCUCCGCUGCAUUACACUGUCUCCGCUGCAUUACAGAACACAGUCUCUGCUGCAUUACAGAACACCGUCUCCGCUGCAUUACAGAACACCGUCUCCGCUGCAUUACAGAACACAGUCUCUGCUGCAUUACAGAACACAGUCUCUGCUGCAUUACAGAACACCGUCUCCGCUCCAUUACAGAACACCGUCUCCGCUGCAUUACAGAACACCGUCUCCGCUGCAUUACAGAACACAGUCUCUGCUGCAUUACAGAACACAGUCUCCGCUGCAUUACAGAACACCGUCUCCGCUGCAUUACAGAACACCGUCUCUGCUGCAUUACAGAACACCGUCUCCGCUCCAUUACAGAACACCGUCUCCGCUGCAUUACAGAACACCGUCUCCGCUGCAUUACAGAACACAGUCUCCGCUGCAUUACACUGUCUCCGCUGCAUUACAGAACACAGUCUCUGCUGCAUUACAGAACACCGUCUCCGCUGCAUUACAGAACACCGUCUUCGAUGCUUUACAGAACACCGUCUCCGCUGCAUUACAGAACACCGUCUCCGCUCCAUUACACUGUCUCCGCUGCAUUACAGAACACCGUCUCCGCUCCAUUACAGAACACCGUCUCCGCUCCAUUACAGAACACCGUCUCCGCUCCAUUACAGAACACCGUCUCCGCUCCAUUACAGAACACAGUCUCCGCUGCAUUACAGAACACUGUCUCCGCUGCAUUACAGAACACAGUCUCUGCUGCAUUACAGAACACCGUCUCCGCUGCAUUACAGAACACCGUCUUCGAUGCUUUACAGAACACCGUCUCCGCUGCAUUACAGAACACCGUCUCCGCUCCAUUACAGAACACAGUCUCCGCUCCAUUACAGAACACCGUCUCCGCUGCAUUACAGAACACAGUCUCUGCUCCAUUACAGAACACAGUCUCUGCUGCAUUACAGAACACAGUCUCUGCUGCAUUACAGAAGAUGAACUAAACAGGAAAAGCCUGAUUCACAGGUUAGAGAAGUAGACCAGCUGGAGAAUACAGUAUGUGGUAGAGUAGUAGUAAAUGCAGCUGAGCAAAUAGCACAAGCAGGGGAGCCCGGUUACAGAAUCCCACUAUACUGCAGUUCCAUGGACAGUCUCACGCAGCAUGAGUGAAAAAACUGAAGCAUUUUGUGCCACAGCUGGUUUUGAGACUGGUGGCCAGCCAAAGUGAGUGCAUCAAAAGCCAUAAGAAAGGGGGAAAAAAAGUGUAGAAAUCUGCUGUUGUCGUUCCUCCACACACACCCAUCUACACACAGCAUGUCACAAGUGGGGUUUACAGUUACACACUAACACCACAGUACAGUAGAGGUGAAGGAGAAGACACACAGUGGACCCUCACCUAUGAGGCCUUUCUCUGUGCUUGAAGUGACUGUUUUGUAGAUGGGGGCUGUGCUUUGGGGUGCGUCGUGCCCCUCCCCAGGGGCAUUUGAGGCGCCGUCUGCAGUGCGGCGUUUGAUUGUGCCGUAGUUCCCCUCAUAGGUGUCAGACAGCGAGGAUGACGAGGCCCAGCUCUGCCGUGAUUGGUUGAGCUCUGAACUGUCUCUGGAGAGCCUCUUGGCGUCCUCUCCUCCCCCGGACAACGCCACUGGUGCUCCCACUACCCCUGCCCCGGCAGGCCCAGCCUCCACCUCUGCUAUAGGCCCUGCUAGCUGGGUGUGGCGGAAGACCCCAGGUGCCAGGUGGUCCCAGGCAGGGGGUCGGCCAACCCCCAGGCCUAGCAGGUGAACAGGCAGGCUCUGGAAGCUGUCAUGGGAGUUGGAGGAGCAGGAGGUCCAGCUUCCUCGCCCGCUGUCGACCACACUGUCCAGGGAAGCGUGGUCGGGGGUCAGCUCCUCUGUGGAGAUGGAGGAGGUGAAGGUGGAGCCCUGCGUCACCUGGCCCUGCACCAAAGACAAACUGACCAGGAGAAGAGAGAAGGAAACAAUUAAAGUUUGA